AUGCGCGUCCACCGCCGUGCUGCGCCCGGCUUCCGCAGCCAUUGUUCAGACUCCCGGUGCGAGGCUCUGGUCUGCGAGAAGAUGGCAGUCCGGCUUGACGCCGCUCAGCAAGACCCGUCCCAGCUCUCCCAAGAGACGAUCGUCGAGAACCUCGAUCCCGCGGAGUGGAACCGUCUGCAGAAAGUUCGGAACAUUGGUAUCGCUGCCCACAUUGACAGCGGCAAGACCACGGCGACCGAGCGCGUUCUGUUUUACACCGGCCGUAUCAAGGAGAUCCACGAGGUGCGCGGCAAGGAUGCCGUCGGUGCGAAGAUGGACUCCAUGGAUCUCGAGCGUGAAAAGGGUAUCACCAUCCAGUCCGCUGCCACCUUCUGCGACUGGGUGAAGAAGAACGACAAGGGCGAGGAGGAGAAGUACCACCUCAACCUGAUUGACACGCCUGGCCACAUUGACUUCACCAUUGAGGUCGAGCGUGCGCUGAGAGUGCUGGACGGAGCCGUCAUGAUCCUGUGCGCCGUCUCCGGCGUGCAGUCGCAGACGAUGACGGUCGACAGGCAGAUGAAGCGCUACAACGUUCCUCGCAUUUCCUUCAUCAACAAGAUGGAUCGCAUGGGUGCCAAUCCGUUCAAGGCUGUCGACCAGAUCAACCAGAAGCUGAAGAUUCCUGCCGCCGCUAUCCAGGUCCCCAUUGGUUCCGAGGACAACUUCCAGGGCGUCAUCGACUUGAUUCGCAUGAAGGCCAUCUACAACGACGGACCUAGGGGUGAAAUCAUCAGGGAGACGGACGAGAUUCCUGCGAACCUGGUGGAGGUGUGCAAGGAGCGCCGCGGCAUGCUCAUCGAGACUCUUGCGGACGUCGAUGAGGAGAUUGCAGACCUCUUCCUCGAGGGCCAGGAGCCUACACAGGACCAGAUGAAGGCUGCCAUCCGCCGCGCUACUAUCGGCCUCAAGUUCACUCCGGUUCUUAUGGGUUCUGCUCUGGCGGACAAGUCUGUUCAACCCAUGCUGGAUGCCGUCAUCGACUACCUGCCUAACCCCGCCGAGGUCGAGAACAUGGCUCUGGACAAGAAGCGCAACGAGGCUCCCGUCAAGCUCGUGUCGUACAACUCUCUGCCGUUCACUGGUCUUGCCUUCAAGCUCGAGGAGAGCAACUUUGGUCAGCUGACUUAUAUCCGUGUGUACCAAGGUACUCUUAAGAAGGGUAUGACUGUCUACAACGCCAGGACGGACAAGAAGAUCAAGAUCCCUAGGAUCGUACGCAUGCACUCGAACGAGAUGGAGGAAGUUCCGGAAAUCGGUGCCGGUGAAAUCUGUGCAGUGUUCGGUGUGGAUUGCGCUUCCGGUGAUACCUUCACGGAUGGAAAGCUUGAGUACACCAUGUCUUCCAUGUUCGUUCCCGAAGCCGUCAUCUCCUUGUCGAUUCAACCCAAGCACUCCAAGGACGGUAACAACUUCUCCAAGGCCAUGAACCGCUUUCAGCGUGAGGAUCCGACUUUCCGUGUCCACGUCGACCCGGAAUCGCAGCAGACCAUCAUCUCCGGCAUGGGUGAGCUGCAUCUGGACAUCUACGUCGAGCGGAUGCGCCGUGAAUACAAGGUCGAAGUCAUCACUGGUCAGCCUCAGGUCGCGUACAGAGAAACCAUGACCCAGAAGGUCAAGUUCGACCACACUCUCAAGAAGCAGACGGGUGGUGCGGGAGACUACGCCCGCGUCAUCGGUUUCAUGGAGCCCACUGGCUCCUUCGGCGACAACAACUUCGAGCAGCACGUCGUGGGUGGCAACAUCUCGGAAAAGUACCUGUUCGCCUGCGAGAAGGGAUUCAUGGACUCGUGCGCCAAGGGCCCGCUCCUCGGCCACAAGAUCCUCGGCACGAGCAUGCAGCUGCUGGACGGCGCGACGCACAUGACGGAUUCGUCCGAACACGCGUUCCGCAUGGCGACGCAGCAGGCGUUCCGCAAGACGUUCAUCCAGGGCGCGCCGCAGGUGCUGGAGCCCGUCAUGAAGACGACCAUUACGGCGCCCAACGAGUUCCAGGGCAACAUCGUCGGUCUCCUCAACAAGCGCAACAGCACCAUCAACGACACGGAGAUCGGCCCGGACGACUUCACCAUCUACGCCGACUGCUCGCUGCAGAGCAUGUUCGGCUUCUCGACGCAGCUCCGUGCGGCGACGCAGGGUAAGGGCGAAUUUAGCAUGGAGUUUAGCCACUACGCUGCUGCGCCGCCGCAGCUGCAGAGGGAGUUGAUUGCCAAGUAUGAGAAGCUGCAGGCGGAGAAGCAGAAGAAAUAG
Lasiodiplodia theobromae is the source of this 2289-nucleotide messenger RNA. Its product is annotated as Elongation factor. Gene Ontology annotation, cellular component: mitochondrion. Gene Ontology annotation, biological process: mitochondrial translational elongation. The transcript has 4 exons. Lineage: Eukaryota; Fungi; Ascomycota; Dothideomycetes; Botryosphaeriales; Botryosphaeriaceae. Gene Ontology annotation, molecular function: GTPase activity; translation elongation factor activity; GTP binding. The record is from RefSeq and is a predicted model, not a curated record. Bases 1 to 2289 code for a protein of 762 amino acids.